AUGGGCGGCGACGGCCCGGCGGCGGCGGCGGCGCGGGCGACCGUGAGGGCGCUCCUGCGCGAGCUGGGCGAAGAUGUCGGCCGAGAGGGGCUGCUGGACACGCCGGAGAGGGUGGCCAAGGCAUGGGUGGAGAUGACGUCGGAAUGCGGAGCCGACCCGUCGAAGGCUUUCGGUUCCGCCCUCUUCCACGAGCCGACCGUGAGGGCCGCCCCCAGCGGCGGCGGCAUCGUCUGUGUGCGCGACAUCGCCUUCGCCUCCCUCUCCUCCGCCGACCUGCUGCCAUUCCAUGGCCGCUGCCACAUCAUGUACGCCCCAGCCAACGGCGCCAUCGUGGGGCUUAGCAAGCUGGCCCGCCUGGUGCGUCUGCUGUCCAGGCGGAUCCAGUCCCAGGAGGAACUGACCUAUGGCCUGGCUGAGGCCAUGAGGCGGCAUGUGGCGCCAGAGGGCGUGGCCGUGGUGGUGGAGGCGAGGCACGUGGCGUCCGGGCCCGAGGGGGCGGGCAGGGCGACUUGGGCGAGCCUGGGGGACUUUGCAGACAACUCAGAGGCCAACAUGGAAUUGCAGCUGGUGAUGUCUUUGAAUGGCAUCACUGCUCCACAGAAUCAUCUGGCUGCUGUGAAUGGGGAUUUCCUCUCCCAAGGUUGUGGAGAGGCUCCAUUGUUUCUGGGCAGUCAAGAGGUGGAACUUCAUGAAGCCAAUGAGGAACUGACCAUUGCCGCAAAGAACUACGCCAGGCACAUGCUGAGUGCCACUUCAGGCUACAGCCAGCUGCUGCCUGUUCCCCACCAUGACCCAUCCUCAACAGAUGAGCGCAAGGCCCCCAGCUGCCAGGGAACCCCCACCACAGGCAUCGACACCUCCAGCGAGUCCACCACCACACAAGACUUCCCAGAGAUGCAGCGGCUCAGUGCGCUGUGCAGCUGCCAGGUGCAGCUCCCAGAUGGCCCUGCCUGGUCAGGGGUGGCAGCCCACAACUGCCCCACCUCAUCGGAAGGACCCCCCUCAGUGGACAAUGGCUACACAAUGGAUAUGGACCCCAUCCCCACUGAGGAUGGCUCUGGGCGGUGGCCACUUGGGCAGGGCCACUGGUUGCUCAACCUGCCUGGCAGGCUGUGUGAGGGCGGGUGCUUCCCGUUCAGGUCCACAUGCGAGCACCACCUCUUGCCAUUUUAUGGUGACAUUUUUGUCGCGUACACGGCUGGGGAGAGUGGCCUGAACCUCACCCGUGAGCAAGUGGAGGAAGUUGUCAAUGCCUUCACCCAUCGGCUGCAGGUGCAGGAGCGGAUAAGCCACCAGGUGGCGGAUGCACUGGAGGCUCUGCUGGUGCCAAGCGGCGUGCUGGUGGUAUGCCAGGCCGCCCACACUUGCAUGCUGGCGCGGGGCGUGGAGUGCCACUCAGGGGCCACAGUGACCACAGCUAUGCGGGGGAGGGUGGGAAGGGUGAUGGUGGAGGCGGCGCAGCGGGCACUGCAGGAGGGGACCAUGUCCAGGGGCUCCACAGCAUCCUUUUCGAGGCCCCUUGGACUUGACGCCUGA
Ostreobium quekettii is the source of this 1536-nucleotide messenger RNA. NCBI's taxonomy places the organism in Eukaryota, Viridiplantae, Chlorophyta, Ulvophyceae, Bryopsidales, Ostreobiaceae. The record is from the annotation of a GenBank genome assembly.